This is a messenger RNA of Galdieria sulphuraria, 1223 nucleotides long. RefSeq names its product fructose-1,6-bisphosphatase I. Gene Ontology annotation, biological process: gluconeogenesis; fructose 1,6-bisphosphate metabolic process; fructose 6-phosphate metabolic process. The transcript is spliced from 4 exons. NCBI's taxonomy places the organism in Eukaryota, Rhodophyta, Bangiophyceae, Galdieriales, Galdieriaceae. The record is from RefSeq and is a predicted model, not a curated record. Gene Ontology annotation, molecular function: fructose 1,6-bisphosphate 1-phosphatase activity. Gene Ontology annotation, cellular component: cytoplasm. Bases 4 to 1182 code for a protein of 392 amino acids.
CAAAUGAAGAGUUUUCAGAAAGAGAGUAAUAAUCAUGCGACGACUUUGGUUCAACACCUGUUGAGUACUCAUCGACGACUUCAUGUUCUAGAGGGAGCAGAGUCCUCCAAUGCAACUGCAGAAAAGGAUGGUGUUGACGACUUAAUAAUGUUGCUUGCGUCCAUAGCAGUAGCAGUGAAGUCAGUUGGUUCUGCGGUGAGAAGAAGAGAUAUAACACAUGGAAGUGGCACCGAGUCGGAACCUUUAGAACGUCUGGCCAAUGAGACUUGGAUUGAUUGUCUUCUAUAUAGUCAACGCUCUUGUAUUCUUGUUUCAGAAGAUUUGGAAAAUCCAGUAGUAGUAGAAAGUAAUAUGCAGGGAAAGUUUGCGGUUGUUUUUGAUCCACUCACGGGUCGUUCAUAUCCUCCCUGUCAGGAAAUGGGUGCUAUUUUUGGAGUAUUUCGUCAGAUGAGCGGUGGGUCACCAGUUAUUGAAGACGUUAUGCAACCUGGGAGACAAAUGGUUGCAGCAGGUUAUGCACUUUAUGGUGCUUGCACAGUUCUAUUUCUUAGUCUUGGUAGUGGAGUGCAUGGCUUUACUCUUGAUCCUGCUUUGAAUGAGUUUAUCUUAACUCAUGAAAAUGUUCGCAUCCCAUACUGUGGUCAUAUUUAUUCCGUCAAUGAGGGAUAUUGCAGUUUGUGGAAACCGGAAAUUAGAGAACUGAUAAGUCGUUUCAAGACGGAAGUCUCUUUAAAUGGAAAAGAGAGAUCUCUGAGGUAUAUUGGUUCUAUGGUUGCUGAUGUUCAUCGUACUCUUCUUUAUGGUGGUAUUUUUAUGUACUUUGCUCAUCAACAGUGGCCAAAUGGAAAGCUAAAGUUACUUUAUGAAGCCUCACCAUUGGCAUUUAUUAUAGAACAGGCAGGAGGAAAGGCUUCUACUGCUCUUGAAAGAAUUCUUGAUAUUACUCCAGGAAGUGUACAUGAUCGUAUUCAAGUUGUAAUGGGUUCCUAUGAAGAUGUAGAGUUGGUUGAACAACUUUUCAAAGGUCCUUCAAGAAGUGACCCAAUGUACCUUUUGCGCCGUUCGCAUAGCAUUGAAGAAAUGAAGGAUUCGAAAGAAGAGUCAACAUCAUUCAACAAAGAUGAAGAUGGACCUACUAUAUUAUGUUCCACUUUGCCAAGGUUAGCACAAUAUAAUGAGUAACUAUUGGCUUCUUGUGAAUUCUCAAACAUCGUUUUAUUAUG